Molecule: messenger RNA, 1302 nt
Organism: Asparagus officinalis (garden asparagus)
Lineage: Eukaryota; Viridiplantae; Streptophyta; Magnoliopsida; Asparagales; Asparagaceae
Product: isoflavone reductase-like protein
Exons: 5
Coding region: 193-1113 (306 amino acids)
Molecular function (GO): oxidoreductase activity
Source: RefSeq, a predicted model, not a curated record
UAUUUUUAUAUUAACUAAUACGUACGACUAACUACAUCGACCUCCCCAUAUGAUAUUAUCAAUAUUAAUUAACCGGAUGGUGACCGGGCACCGAGCGGAGGAUACGGCUCAUCCGUAGGAAUCGUUUGUAUCUCAAGAUUUUACAUUAAGACCUCCGUCUUCUUCAUAUCUCCUCCUUUUUGUCUUCAAUCAAUGGCGAGCAAGAUCUUGAUCAUCGGCGGCACCGGAUACAUCGGCAAGUUCAUCGUCGGUGCGAGCGUCAAGUUGGGUCACCCCACUUUCGCCCUCGUCAGGGACACUUCCUCCUCGGACCCUGCGAAGGCGAAGCUCCUAGAAGGAUUUGUAAGCUCUGGGGUCACUCUUCUCAAGGGGAACCUACAUGAUCAUGAGAGCUUGGUGAAGGCGAUCAAGGAGGUGGAUGUGGUGAUAUCAGCAGUCGGUGCUGUGCAAUUGGCUGAUCAGAUCAAGAUUGUUGAUGCCAUCAAAGAAGUUGGUAAUAUCAAGAGAUUUCUUCCCUCGGAAUUCGGGUUUGAUCAUGAUCGCGUGGACGUUAUCGGCCCUGCUGAAUCGACGUUCGCACCCAAGGUUCAGAUCAGAAGAGCGAUUGAGGCUGAGGGGACUCCUUACACCAUCGUGUCCUCCAAUUAUUUUGCAGGGUGCUCACUACCAACUCUAGCCCAAGCGGAUUCAACCGGCCCUCCAAAGGACAAAGUUGUCAUUUAUGGCGAUGGGAAUACCAAAGCAAUUUUUGUGAAUGAAGAAGAUGUAGCAACAUACACAAUUAGAGCAGUAGAUGAUCCGAGAACUCUCAACAAAGUUAUGUACAUAAGACCUCCGGGAGACAUCUACACUCAUAAUGAACUUGUCUCUUUAUGGGAGAAGAAGACUGGGAAAAUCCUGGAGAGAAUCUAUCUCACAGAAGAGGAGGUUUUACAAAAGCUUGAAAGGGCCCCAUUUCCAAUCAAUCUUUUGACAGCAAUCAAUUACUCUGUUUUCAUAAAGGGAGAGACAACUAGGAUCAAGAUUGAUCCAUCGUUUGGUGUUGAAGCUUCCGAGCUCUAUCCUGAUGUCAAGUACACUACAGUUGAAGAAUACAUUAGUAACCUCGUUUGAAGUUUUCUAUUUUUGCUAUUCUGGACUUAAUUGUAGAGAUAAUUGAGGGGGUGAGAAUAUUUGAGAAUAUUCCAUCAUAUAUUCAAAUAAUGUCAUCAAAAUCUAGAUCGUGCAAGAAGAAUAACAUGGGCAGAAAGCUUAUGGGUAACUUUCAUGGUGUAUCAAUUAAAUUUGAUGAUGGUUUUAUAG